Molecule: messenger RNA, 1299 nt
Organism: Strongylus vulgaris
Lineage: Eukaryota; Metazoa; Nematoda; Chromadorea; Rhabditida; Strongylidae
Source: the annotation of a GenBank genome assembly
AUGUCAUGUUAUUGGGUUGCUGAAGUUGUCCCACUUGCGGUAACUGCGCUUUUGCCUUUGGUGCUCAUGCCAGCGCUCGGUGUGGCAAGUAUUCAUACGGUCGCCAGAGCCUAUUUGAGUGAAACCAAUAUGAUGUUUCUCAGCAGUUUAAUGCUAUCGGUGGCUAUAGAAGAAUGUCAAUUGCAUAAAAGAUUUGCCUUGAAGAUGCUUACCCUUGUCGGAGCAAGACCUCAAUGGCUAAUGGCUGGCUUUAUGUUCACAACCACGUUCAUAUCACUAUGGAUAUCAGACACUGCAUGUGCGGCACUCAUGUCUCCAAUCGCUUUUUCCCUGCUAGAAGCAAUGAUGAUUCAUAAAAUGGCUCCAGCGCAUAAAAGAACAGGGGAAAAUCAAGCAGGAUCGCAGAAGCGAAGAGACUUGGAAAGUAGUACUGAGCCGACACGAUUGGACUUUUCACGCUUGUCGAAAAAAGAUCGAGGUAUCUGCAAAUGCCUUAUGCUUAUUGUCGCUCAUGCUUCGUUAAUUGGUGGAACCGGUACGAUCAAUUCAACUGCACCAAAUCUUAUCUUCAGAGCCACGCUUCAGAAAUAUUUUCCUGGAGAGGAUACGGGUAUUAGUUACAUUUCAUGGAUGACUUUUGCAAUACCUCCAAUGAUAGGAUGCAUGACCGCUUCAUGGUUGAUUGUACAGAUACAAUUUAUUGGCUUCCGCCAUAUUGUACGACUAUUUGAAGCGCCUUCUGAGGAGGAGCGAAUGGAUGAAAAGUAUGUGAGUAAAACUGUGGACACAGCUUACAACGAGCUUGGGCCAAUGACGUUUGCCGAAGUUUCGACGCUUAUAAUAUUCAUACUGACGAUUUUUUCAUGGUUUACAAGUGAUCCGCAAGUGUUUGAUGGAUGGACUGUAUAUUUCAAAAAAGGAUACGUUACGGAUGCAUGCACGGGUAUAUUAGCUGUGUUCAUACUGUUUGUAUGGCCACGAGAGAUACCUGACUUCUUUUUCCUACGAUCCAAAUCGGACCGUAACCGUCUCACAAUCAGAAGGGAAUCGCUGCUAACUUGGGAUGCGAUUAAGCGACGGUUUCCUUGGUCCGUCAUCCUUCUUCUUGGUUCUGGAGAUAUGACACUUUUCCCGGCAAAAAAUGCUCGUGUUCAUCCGCUCUAUCUUGCAUUACCAGCUACAAUCGGUCCUUCAUUUUCGUUUAUGCUACCGAUGGCAUCCCCACCAAAUGCAAUAGUUUAUGAAACUGGAGCAAUGAGCAUGCUGGAUAUGGUGAGUUUGAGUGAGACUGAGUCUUGA